Molecule: messenger RNA, 5492 nt
Organism: Ciona intestinalis (vase tunicate)
Lineage: Eukaryota; Metazoa; Chordata; Ascidiacea; Phlebobranchia; Cionidae
Source: RefSeq, a predicted model, not a curated record
GUAAAAAUCACGUUUGUAAAAGUAGCAUUGCUUGCAGAAAACUUAAAAAUGUAAACACUUUAGGGCUAUAAGCGUAGUAAGAGUAAAUUAAAAAGAAACGGUCAUUUGUGGGCGUGUUAGGGGUUGGGUCUUUGGGCAAAACAUCUAAUUGCUCCAACCCAGUGGUUAUUAAUGAGAGCAGUCACCCAUGAAGUUGGAUGCACGAUAACUCACAAACGCAUCGAAGUGAGAUGUACCAUAGAGGGAAAUCCAACCCCUAAAGUUGUGUGGAGGAAAGGGCAGUGGCUACAAAUCGAUGACGGCGGCAGAUAUGAUGUCAAGAGAAGCAUUGACAGUGGAAUUUGCACAAUGGCCAUUAAGAGUGCGCGCUCAUCUGAUGCUGGGAGGUAUAAACUUGUCGCAACGAAUGACUUUGGGGAGCUCACAGUUCCCUUCAGUGUGAAGAUUGACAGACUUGUUCGUACGGAUAGCCAGGAAGCUUUGAAGAACUUUAAAACUCAGUUAAAGCACAGAGAAGUUAAGAAGAAAGAGAAGAAGACACCAGAAGAGAGAGAAAAAGAAGUUUUGGAUAUUUUAAAAACUUCCGAUCCAAAAGAUUAUGAGAGAAUCUGUAUGCAGUAUGGUUUCUAUGAUUUCAGGUUGAUUUUACACAAACUGCAGAAACUCACAAAAGUUGAUGUUGAAGAACCGGAGUUUGAAGUCGCCAAAGUUCUCAAGGGUUUGAAACAUGUCACUGUGAAUGAUGAGGGAACGGCUGUGUUUGAAAUCCACCUCGAGAAUGUAUCGCCCAACAAGCAGAUGAUGUGGUACAAAGAUGGUGAAGUAGUGCAGGUCCCUGGUCCCGAAAAGCGACAUGAGCUCAGAAGGAUCGGAAAUGUCUUCCAACUUAUUAUUAGGAAUGCCAACUCUCAAGAUGCUGGAACUUAUACUUUGGAUAUUGGAGGAGAAAAGUUUGACGCUAUUCUUACUAUUAAAGAGCAACCUCUAAAGUUCAACAACGAGUUACGAUCGCAAUCUGCCAGGGUUAAAGGUCGAUGUGUGUUUGAGUGUGUUGUGAGUAGAAGAGGGCAGAAGGUGACUUGGUUGAAGGAUGGUAAACCAAUCACGCUACGUGGGGGAACCAGCAGGUUGCAAGCGGUGUCUGAAGCCAAGUGUCACAAGUUGAUCAUCAGUGAACUUGAGAUGGCCGAUGCCGGUCGGUAUUCCGUUCGUGUUGGUGACAUUGAGUCGACUGCUGAUCUAUCUGUGGCAGCGGCGCCGGUUCGUUUUCGAAAUCGUUUGGUCAACACUGAGGUGAAGGAAAAAGCUUCGGCAACAUUUGAAUGCUCUGUGAGUACGAAGGACGUUAAACCCGUGUGGACGGUGAAUGGAGAAGUUGUGAAGACUGGGGGAAAAUACACGAUUAAAUCUGGAGACGUUCAUUCCUUAACCUUUAAGAAAGUCACGCUUGCUGAUCAUAAAGCUGAAGUAAAAGUUUCAUUUGGAGAUGUUUCAUCUGCUGCCGAACUUCAAGUCAAUGAAAAAGCUAUCAAAGUUUUAUCGAAGAUGAAGAAUGUGAAGUCCCGAUCAGGGAAACCGGUCGAGUUCUCGUGUGAGAUUGACGACCCUGACGUGGACAGUCCUGUGCAGUGGUACAAAGAUGAUAAACCUAUCAAGCCAUCGAGUAAGUAUGAGAUGGUGAAGAGGAAUGGCAAAUACACCUUGAAGGUGAAAGACAUCAAACCUGAUGAUGAGGGGGUUUAUCAGUUUCAAGUGCGUGGUUGUAGACAGGAAGGACAACUUACAUGCUCAGAUCCUCCCACUGUCGACAAAAGUCUUCUCGAAAGAUUGAAAAAAAAUCCGCUUAAGUUUAAAGUUGGGGAAAAAGCUAAGAUAGAAAUCCCAUUCAGUGGAAUGCCACCUAUGUCGACCUCAUGGACCAACGGAAGAGUCACGUUGUCAGAGAAGGGCAGGUUCCACAUGGACACCGUUAAAAACGUUGCAAAGCUGGAAGUUGAUAAAUGUAAAGUAACUGACAGUGGCAUUUAUGAGCUUACGAUCAACAACGAGAAUGGAGAAGCAAAAAUCGAGAUUCCAAUUAAAGUCGUUGACAAACCUCACGCUCCUUCUGGGGAGAUCGCUUUCUCCGACGUAGAAGCCGAUUCUGUCUCUAUGUCAUGGAAUCCCCCCAUUGAUGACACAAUAGAGGUUGAUAGUUAUGUCAUAGAGGAAAAAGAUCCUUCCGGGAAGUGGAAGAAAGUUGGGGAAGUACCUGUGGGAACGACAGAGUUUAAAGCUACCGGGUUGAAGGAGGGAAAACCGACGCAGUUUCGCGUUAAAGCGAAGAACGAAGAAGGAGAAAGCGAACCGCUUGUCUCGAAUGAAAUGACACCAACAGCUAAAGAUGUGGCGCCUUAUAUUGAUCCUAAGAUUAUUGAGCAGUUGGAGCGUAACCCGAUUAUUGUAAAAGCUGGUGAGACUGCUAAGAUAACGGUACCAUGUUCGGGGAACUCCCCACCUAGUGCAAGUUGGAUGCAUGAUGGGGAGGAAAUAUUACCAGUCAAGCACCAUCGUGCAAUCAAAAAUUCAACUGCCAACAACGUAACUUUGGAGAUCCGUAAAUGUCAGACAUCGGACAGCGGUGAAUACGAGGCAAGGAUCUUCAACAAUAUCGGAGGAACUGUUAUUAAAACAAAGAUCAUUGUAAAGGACGUUCCUGACUUUGGGAAAACCCCCAUCAAUUUUGAUAAAAUUGAUGCCAAGGGGGUUUCAAUGUCGUGGAAAGCCCCUGAUGAGAAAGACAACGGGGGAAGCCCCAUCACUGGGUAUAUCAUCGAGAGAUCUUUGGCUGGAGUGAAUAAAUGGGAGAAGGUUGGUGAAGCCAAACCAGCCACCACCAAGUUCAAAUGUCCGAAAUGUGAACCGGGAGAAAAAUAUGUUUUCCGUGUGAAAGCGGUGAAUGAACAAGGAGAGAGCGAACCAGCAGUGUCGGGUCCUGUCACGUGUGGUUCCGCUGUUGUUGCUCCUUCUGUGAACCCCGAACUUAUCAAAGCUUUGAGUCAAAAUCCAACCAAAGUAAAAGCGGGACAAACAUGUCGUCUCAAGUUCCCUAUAACUGGAGGGGAACCCCCACCUACGAUAACGUGGGAAAAAGAUGGCAAGCCUGUUGAAAUGGACGGCAAGCGUGUUGUGUCCAACCAUGCCGACCACGCAAAUGCCAACCUUACAAUGCACAAGUGCCAACAAUCUGACAGUGGAAAGUAUAUUUGUAAGAUCAAGAACGAAGCAGGCGAGGUUCAAGUCCCUGUCGACGUCCAAGUUUUAGACAUACCCCCAGCACCUGAAGGACCUGUUGAAUUCUCGGAUAUUUCAAGCAAAGGCCUCACUGUCUCCUGGGCGCCACCAUCUGGUGAUGGUGGAAGUAAAAUCACUCACUAUGUCAUCGAGAAAAGAGAAGAAAAUCGAAAAGUUUGGUCUUCAGUUGGUAAAACUGCUGAUGGAGCAACAACGAGUUUCCGCGCGAAUGUUCCCGGUGGAAAGACUUACAGGUUCCGAGUUCGAGCUGUUUCCGAGGUUGGAGAUGGAACUCCAAACGAAUCACAACCUGUUAUUGUUAAAGAUCCAUAUGAUCCGCCUGCUUCUGUUACUGGUAAUGUUGACAUGGUAACAGCAACAAACGACUCAAUUACAAUACAAUGGAACAAAGUGACGUCCGAUGGGGGAAGCCCCCUUCUUGGUUACUACGUUGAGAAGCGUAAGAAAGGAACGUCAUCUUGGAACCGUUGUAACCCCGACCAACCAUGCACAGAUUCACAAUUCACGGCGAAUAACUUACGUCAAGACAUCGAAUACGAGUUCCGUGUAUUUGCUGUCAAUAAAGCUGGAGAAAGCGACCCCUCACGUGCAUCGAGGCCAAUAUCGGCAUCGGAACCGGUGGAUCCACCAGGAGAGCCAAGUGAUAUCAAACUUACAGAUUCAACGAAUACUUCGCUGUCUUUUGCUUGGAAGGGAACAGACGUCCAUGGUGGAGGGGAUCUGUUGGGAUAUGAUAUUGAGUUGAAGGAGGAAGGAAGUGAUAAAUGGCAGAAAUACAACGACAGUCACAUCAGUGGAACUUCGUUCACGGCUCGUGGUUUGAAGCAAGGAUGUUCUUACCACGUCAGGAUUCGAUCCGUCAACGUUGGGUCUUACAGCAAGUACUACCAAUACAAGGGGUCAUUUAUUGCCCAGGAAAUACACGCGGCCCCCGCGUUCAAAAUGACGUCAGAAUUAGAAACAGCAGUAAGACACGGAUUCCAAAUAAACGCUGGAGGAACCAUUCGAAUUCACGUCCCUUAUCACGGUCGACCAAGACCUGACAUUCGUUGGUCGGUAAACGGGCAAGAACUUCACGAAACCGUGAUGAUAAAUGAUGCGGAUGGUAUCUCCCAGCUUAUGAUACGGAAUUGUAAAGGAAUUCACACAGGAACUUACAAUAUAUCGUUGAAGAAUGCCUCGGGGGAGAAAACACUCGCGAUUAAAGUCGUUGUUUCGGACGUCCCGUCACCCCCCCAAGGACCCCUACAAGUCUCUGAAGCGAAUGACGUAGGCGUGACGUUGAAGUGGCGACCACCCACCCAUGACGGGGGAAACUCCAUAACUGGGUAUACCAUCCAGAAACGUGAAGCAAGAGGAAGAGAUUGGCAAACCAUUGCUCAAAACGUGAAGGAUAAUUUUUUCACCAUCACCGAUCUACGAAAACAGCGUUCAUAUUACUUACGUGUGCAAGCUGAGAACAACAUUGGAAAGAGCGAACCACUCCAAAACAAAGAGAUGGUUUACAUAAAAGAACAUGUUGCUAAAGUUCAAAUCGAGGACAUCCAAUAUGACGAGAAAGACCUUAGAAAACCGCCCACAGUAACUGUGCCUUUGAAACCAAGAAAUGUUCCAGAGGGAGUCAAAGUAACGCUGAGUUGUUCAAUAGCUGGAAAACCGUAUCCUUCAACUAGGUGGUUCAAAGACAACCGAGAUGUAACUGACGACAGCCAUUACUUCAAAGAAAACGUCAUCGGUCUUUGCCGCCUCGUGCUUACUUCUGUCAAAAAAUCCGACGCUGGUGUUUACAAAGUUGUUGCGGAGAACUCAGUUGGGACUGCCUCGUCGGAAGCAAAUUUAAUCGUCAUGGAUUAACCAAUGUGACGUCACAAAACUUAGUAUUAUGACGUAGUGUUAGCGAAUGGUCAGUGUUGAUCGGUUUUUUGAUGUUCUUGAAUUUCUUAAAGAAAGUUGUGAAACUUUGUUACUUCUGCAUGAUAAUCGUGGGUGUGUGUACGUGCGCAUGGUAGCUAAACAUAUUUCAUUACCUGGACGGCUAAUCAUUGUAUAUACCACAAGACGUGAUUAUAUUUGCACAUAUGUAUGUAGCAUAUACAUGUUUUACCUUGUAUCAUACGACUGCUAAGGCGAACUACUUUCUGCGUAUUUCGCACGGGUUAUAUUAUUUACAGCUUAAAAAAUAAACGAAAAACACCAUU